CCUGAGUACCUGACUAGUGGCGCGCAGCACACUGCCACUAGCGGCGGCCUCCCCGCUCGCCAGCACACUCCCGCCGUUGCAGAAGAGCCCCCCGCGCCGCAUCGCGAGCGCGCGCCUCCGCCUCAUCCCGCUCCCCGCGGGAACCCUAGAUGCGGUGGGGGCACCGCGCGCCGUGAGCCCGCCGGCCGGUCCCGCGACGAUGGGUUUGCGCGCCGCCGCUGCGGUGACCGUGUUUGCGGCGGCGGUGCUUGUGGUGAGUGGCGCCGAUGCGUCAGGGGACUCGCUCGCCGACCUGGGUGGCGCGGCUAGGGAGAUCGAAAGCGUGCCAGAGGUGAAGAACUUGGGGCCAUGGGCAAAGGGGCUGCUGAAAGGGAUGCCAGCGGCAGCGGCAGGACUGGCAGCUAUGGCCCCUGUCGCGAAGUAUCCACUGGUUCUGGCAGAGGAGCGGACGCGGCGGCCGGAUGUUCUCCACCAUCUCAGAAUGUAUGAAGGAGGGUGGAACGUCACCAACAAGCACUAUUGGGCGUCUGUUUCAUUCACAGGAGUUUCUGGAUUUCUUCUUGCUGCCUUGUGGUUCAUUUUCUUUGGGAUAGCUGUGGCUGGACGAAGCUAUUUUGGAUCAAGAAUGGCCAAAGGAAAGGUUUCUCGUGCAGAUAUAGUACUCCCUGUGUUGCUCGUGGUCUUCACGCUUACUUUAAUAACUGGAUGCAUUAUCCUUUUGUAUGGGCAGAGUAAAUUCCAUGGAGAAGCUUCACAGACCAUGGAUUUUGUUGUAAACCAAUCUGAUUUUACUAUUCAGACGCUGAGGAAUGUUACUGAAUACUUGUCAUUUGCGAAGACAAUCACUGUGGCAGCACUCUAUCUUCCAUCAGAUGUUCAAGGUCAAAUUGACAAUUUGAAGGGGGACUUAAAUAAAGCAGCUGAUACCAUAUCUCAGAAGACAGCAGAAAAUUACAAGAGGAUAAGAAAAGUUCUCCGUAACAUGUCUGUUGUAUUGAUUUGCAUAGCCGUUUUGUUGCCUAUUCUUGCAUUCCUUGGAUACGUAUUAGAGCUAUAUGGACCGAGAUAUACAGUUUACAUAUUUGUUACCUUAUGCUGGAAAGUGGUGGCGGCUCUCUUUAUUCUUCUAGGAAUUUUCCUGAUACUAAACAGUGCUGCAAAGGAUACCUGUGAAGCAAUGGACCAAUGGGCCCAACAUCCUCAAGCAGAGACAGCUCUCAGCAACAUCCUUCCCUGCGUGGAUGAAAGUACAACCAAUCGAACCUUGUACCAGAGUAAAGAAGUCGUGGUGAUGCUUGUGAGGAUAGUUAAUAGAGCUAUAUCUGCGCUUUCAAAUCGAAGACCACAUCAUAAGCAUCCAGGGCAGCUCAUGCCUUACUUGUGUUCUCCAUAUGAUUCAAACUUCAAUGAUCGUCAAUGCAAGUCUAGGGAGGUCACGUUUGAAAAUGCAACAGCAGCAUGGCAGAAUUAUACAUGCAUGGCUCCAGACACCGACUUGUGCUCAGGCAACAGAAGCCUGACUUAUGAGAUCUACGGCCAGCUUGUUCUGGCUGCAAAUGUAAGCUACGCUCUGUACCAUUAUGCCCCCGUCCUGCUCAACCUCCAGGACUGCAAGUUCGUCCGCGCCACAUUCAGCUCCAUAGCUUCGCAGUACUGCCCUCCUCUGGAGCGUGACCUUGGUUUAGUCUCCGCCGGCCUGGCGCUCAUUGCCACUGGCCUUGUACUCUACCUCCUCUGGUUGCUCUUUGCGGACCGCUCCCAAAGGGAGGUGUCCGAGCUGCCAUCAGGGUGGAGGAUCACACCAGUAGACAGCUCUCCAUGACAAGUGGAUGAGAGUGCUCACUUCCAUGGUCCACCAAAAUUUAGUACAGUUCCAUGGUUAUGUAAAAUAGUAUUAGUAUAGCAGGUUUCGGGGAUAAUUAGGAAGAGGAAGGCGGAAGCACUGGGGCAAAGCCCCAUUUUGCAGUGGAGAGUUAAGUGAAUGAGUGCUUCCUUCCGUUGUAAGUUUACACUACAGCUCAUGAUAUAUAGUUGUAAAACGAUGAAAUAAUAGGCUAGGGGCAAAAUCCCCAUCGUGCAGCGAAUUAGAAGAGUAAUGUUCUGUAAUUCUGGCUGUUCAUCUGGACAGUUCCUUC
Molecule: messenger RNA, 2135 nt
Organism: Phragmites australis (common reed)
Lineage: Eukaryota; Viridiplantae; Streptophyta; Magnoliopsida; Poales; Poaceae
Exons: 9
Coding region: 200-1822 (540 amino acids)
Cellular component (GO): membrane
Source: RefSeq, a predicted model, not a curated record